UUGUAGUCUGUCUAAAUCUAGUUGCAGCCUCUCUCUCCCUUCAAGUGUGUCCACCUCGUCCCACAUCUUAGUGUCAGCAGCAAACUUGGACAGACCUCCUCGUCCAAGUCGCUGAUGAAGAUGUUAAACGGUGCGGGCCCGAGGACCAAGCCCUGGGGUACCCCACUGCUCACAUCUCGCCAGCUUGAGUGCAACUUAUCCACCACUACUCUCUGGGUGCGCCCCAUCAGCCAAUUUUUUACCCAUCCAACUGUGCAGGCAUCAAUGCCACAGUCACUUAAUUUGUUGAUGAGGAUGGGUUGAGAGACAGUGUCAAAGGCCUUCUUAAAGUCUCGAAAGACUAUGUCCACAGCGACACCAUCAUCCAAGGAUUUAGUUACUCGGUUGUAAAAGGCAAUCAGGUUAGUCUGGCAGGACCUGCCUUUGGUGAAGCCAUGCUGAUUGCCCCUGAACAUGAUCUCCCCUGCAGGCCCCCCACAGAUAUGCUCCUUGAUGAUCCUCUCUAAGAGCUUCCCAAGCACUGAGGUGAAGAUUACAGGCCUAUAUUUACUUGGGUCCUCCUUCCUCCCCUUCUUAAAAAUAGGGACCACAUUAGCCAGCACCUGGCCAGAUGACCACAAAUGCUCAUACAGCCAGGCCAAAGGCUCCGUGAUGACCCCUGCCAGCUCCCUCAACACCCUCGGGUGGAGGGCAUCUGGACCUGCAGAUUUAAAAAUGUCUAGCCCUUCCAGAAGAUACUGAACUACAUCUGCACUGACUAGAGGCUUGAUAGAGCUAUCCCCAAGAUUGUUCCUACCUCUGGUAGGAGGGAUAUCCCGGUCCCUGUUCAGGAAAACAGAGGCAAAGAAACUGUUAAAAAUAUUAGCUUUCUUGUCUGGUGUGGCCACCAGAUUACCAUUUGUGUCUUGCAGGGGCCCUACAUUGCCUGGUGCCCUCUUCUUGCUCCCAAUGUAAUUGAAAAAGGACUUUUGAUAGGUAUGCCUAUGUGAAGGGGCUCUGUGCCCUCCAUUUCCCAUCUGUUCCAUGCAAGGGUUUUUAUAUGUUCCUCGGCCUUGUUCUUCCUUGCUGUGCAGGAGCUUUGUGUACCCUUGCAUGCUCAGUGCCUCUGUGUUGUUCCUUUUUCUUCCCCCAUUUCUCUUCUUUCAGUCUCAGAGAGAAGUCGCUCAAAUGCAAAUCCUGUUUAAGUAAAUUGGGAACUCAGACAGAGAAAGGGGUAUUGUUAUGCUGGAAAGUGUUAAUGGGUGACAUUUACAGGUUCUUUGAUUUGUUGGCAAGUUACAGAGGUAACUUGCUUGAAUCUGACCUUCCUAAUAGACGUUAGGGGUCCUAUAUGACCCCCUUUAAAAAAAAAAACAAACUCUGGUUUUCAAAUUUUCCUCCAAACCACUAGAGCUGUGGUACUGAGUACCCAUCUUAUAUCCAAACAAACAGAGAAAUGUCUUUAAGUAUGUGUAGGACCAGCCAAAGUUCGUCAUUUAAACCAGUCACAAAGAAAGCUUUCCAGAAUGAUUGGUGUUUUGACUGUUUGUGAUUUCAUUUCAAAGAAGAUGCAAAUAUAAUCUGAUGGGAUUUUUCUCUGAACCAUAGUUCCCCAACAUUGGUUAGUUACUGUUUGGGAAAUGAGUCAAACUCUUCAUUCACUUUGCUGAGCUCUUUGAUGUACAUUGCUGAAUUUGUGUUGUUAACAGCUUCUCAGACUCUUAGUAUUUUUUUAGAUGAAAACAUAGAUGCAAGAAAGAUAAGUUCAUGAUCAGUUUCAGCUGGUAGUGCAAUCUCUGUAUAAAACUCCGAGCUCUGUAAUCAAUUCACAUUUUUAAUUCUGGAUCUUAGAGGUAGCUGGUUUGCAAAGAUGUUUCAGGGAAUUUUUCUGGAGACAUACAUGACAUACCCAUGUGUGCUUAUGGAUGUCUUGCCAUUUACACAUAGUUAUUCAUUUUCAGAAGCAAGAUCCAGACACUUAAAUGUAUGGUGUUGAUAACUUUAAUGAUUCCAUUCCUCUUCCACUCCCUAUGAGCUCAGCAGAAUGAAGUUAUGUUUACUGUAGUCACUUAGAAUUGAAAACUAUUAGAAACCUAAAACAAUGUGCUGCUUCUCAGACACAUAUUUUAUACAUAAGGGAAAUGUUGAGUCCAUUUUAAUAUGUUACUUGAGCUGUGUUGUUCUUGGAGGAACACAAGUCCUUUCUUGGUUGAAGUUGAAACCAGCUCACCCUCAGUAGCUUGGCUUUUAAAUGUGUUUCGCUGUUCUCAUCCCUUCAUUUAAAGGACCAGUCUAGCUUCAGUUCUGCAUGCUGUAUUCUACAUGGAAUUGUGGAACCCGUUAGCCAAAUCUUAUAAACAGUAACAUUGCAGAUAGUAAUAACUGUACAAUUCAGACCAUUCCGAUAUCACAUAUCUGAAAAUAACACACAAACUUCACACUUGUUCUGUCCUGCCUUUGUAGCAAGCCGAUAGGAUAGACAUGUCCUAGAAACUGGAUGGCAUAUAGGUUUUCAUAUAAGUACCAUGGUGUAAGUGUGAUUCAAGUGGAAAAAUAAUACUUUCACAGCUUUGUUCUGUAAACGGACACACAGACUGAAAUUUCAGAAUGGACUGAAUGAGGUGGUCGUGGCAACUUCACACAUUUGUACUUGGAGCACAAGGAGUAGCAAGGCAUAGAUAACUGUGAGGGAAGGAGUGUGAGAGAAAGGGUUAUUGAGGCCAAUAUCUUUUAAGAAUUUAGUUUUACAUAUAGAUUCCAUGUUCUUGAGUAUAAUACAUAUGGCCUAUGUAAGUAUAGGCCAUAUAUUUUCCUUGUCUUGUGUAGUUUGCAACCUCCUCAAAUGUACAUUCAGCAAACUGAUUAAUUGGCUUAUGGAAUAAUUUGGAUAUGGUUAAAUUGCUUUUAUUUCUGUUCUCUGCCACCACCUUCCCCAAUCAUCAACCCCUGAUAACUGAGCAUUACUGGAUAAUUUGUCAGUAUUUGCAUUUCCUUUGGAGCACUGAAUUAACCUGAGUUUACUGCUUUCCAUAUUUUAAGAACAUACUAUAGAAAAUGAGAAAGCCUGACUGCAUAGGUGUGGAUGCUAAAGAGACUGUUACAUUACUUCUACCAGCUAAUUCUCUGUAAUAAUUGCAUAAAAUCACACACGAAACAGGCACUGUUCAAAUUGAUGUAAAUGCCACCUGGUACUGUUGUCCAAUUAUUUUAUGCACCAAAAAAGUAAGUGCUGUUUGUACAUGUAUAUUGAAAAGUACUGUACUUAAAAGAUCUGCUUCAUAUCUCUUCUUGACCUGCUGCACACAAACAGGAAAGAAUUGGUGGCUAAUGUAGUAGUGGAUGGCAACUGGGGCAGCAGUGACCAUGAGAUGAUUUAAGUUCAGGAUCCUGAAGAAAGAAAGGAUGGAGAGCAGCAGAAUAAGGACCCUGGACUUCAGAAAAGCAGACUUUGACUUGCUUCGGGAACUCACGGGCAGGAUCCCCUGGGAAGCCAGACUAAGGGGAAGUGGAGUCCAGGGGAGCUGGCUGCACUUUAAGGAAGCCUUACUGAGAGUGCAGGAACAAACCAUCCUGAUGCGCAGGAAGACUAGCAAGUAUGGCAGAAGACCAGCUUUGCUUAGUAGGGAACUCUUCAGUAAACCAAAUCAUAAAAAAGAAGGUAAUAAGAAGUGGAAACUUGGACAGGUAACUAGAGAGGAGUAUAAAAGCAUUGCUUGGGCAUACAGGGAUGAAGUCAGGAAGGCCAAAGCGCAAUUAGAGUUGCAUUUAGCAAGGGAGGUGAAGGGUUUCUACAAGUAUGUCGGUAGCAAAAGGAGGAUCAGGGAAAGUGUGGGUCCCUUACUGAAUGGGGGAGGCAACCUUGUGACAGAGGAUGCAGAAAAGGCUGAAGUGCUUGAUGGCUUUUUCACCUCAGUCUUCACAGGCCAGGUCAGCUCCCUGACUACCGUGCUGGACAGCACAGUUUGAGGAGGAAGUGAGCAGCCAACAGUGGUGAAAGAACAGGUUAGGGACUAUUUAGAAAAACUAUACAUACACAAAUCCAUGGGGUUCGAUGCGAUGCACCAAGGAUGCUGAGGGAGUUGGCUAAUGAGAUUUCAGAGCCACUGGCCAUGACCUUUGAAAACUCAUGGCGGUCAGGAGAGGUCCUGGAUGACUGGAAAAGGGCAAACAUAGCACCCAUAUUUAAGAAGGGGAAAAAGGAGGAUCCAGAGAACUACAGGCUAGUCAGCCUCACCUUAGUCCAGAGCCAACCCGUCCUAUCCUGUGAAACCUGUGUCUGCAGGGAGCCCCACAGCCCUUGCCCCCUGCAUCCGGCUGCCUGCUACCCCCACCCCUCUGACACAGUCUUCACAUCCAGCUGCUUGCCAUCCCCUGACCCCCCUGCUGCUGCCACCAGCUUCUAUGAGUCAGAGAGCCCCAAAACUAUAUCUUGGAGGGGGUCCCAAAAAAUUGUGGGCCAGUCCCUGGAAAAAUCAUGGAGCCAGAUCAUCAAGGAAUCCAUUUCUAAGCACUUGGUGGAGAAGAAGGUGAUUAGGAACAGUCAGCAUGGAUUCACCAGGGGCAAGUCAUGUCUGACUCAUCUGAUUGCCAUCCAUAAUGAUGUGACUGGCUCUGUGGAUGCAGGGAGACUGGUGGAUGUGGUGUACCUUGAUUUUAGCAAGGAUUUUGAUACGGUCUCCCACAACAUUCUGUCAGGCAAGCUAAGGAAGUACGGACUAGAUGAAUGGACUGUAAGGUGGAUAGAAAACUGGCUGUAGCAUCGGUCUCGGUGUGUAAUAAUUAAUGUCUGGUCGGCAGCCGGUAUCAAGUGGAGUGCCCCAGGGGUCUGUCCUAGGGCUGGUUUUGUUCAGUGUCUUCAUCAAUGAACUGGAAGGUGACAUAGAGCGCACCCUCAGCAAGUUUACAGGUGAUGCCAAGCUGGGGGGAACAGUAGAUACAAGGGUGGAUUUGGUUUAAACCAAAUCGAUUUAAAUCUCUAGUCAGGAAGCCUUGAUUUAAUCAUUGAUUACUAAAAAAGUGCAUUACUACUACGAAGUUCUGCGCCUAUUCAUUUAACUUCUUGAAGCUUUUCACUUUUAGAGAAAAGUAAGGAUUUGACUGUGUGUAUACAAACUUGCAGAGAGACAGUAUGGCUGCGGGGCUCCUGAUGCAGCUCACGGAGACCAUAAAAGCUAAAGAGGCGGAAGUCAUGGGGGACCUAAACUACCCAGACAUCUGCUGGGAGACACAGACGGCAAAGUCCCACCGCUCACGCAGGUUUCUAACCUGUGUACAGGACCUCCACCUGACACAGGAGAUGUCCCUUGUAGAUUUGGGAAAGAAGCUUUUAGAAGCUGCACGAGCAGGUCAAGAUGAUGAAGUUCGCAUUUUGAUGGCCAAUGGAGCACCUUUCACCACAGACUGGUUGGGAACAUCUCCACUUCAUUUAGCAGCACAGUAUGGACACUAUUCAACAACAGAAGUGUUACUUCGAGCAGGUGUGAGUCGCGAUGCCAGAACCAAAGUGGACAGAACUCCAUUACAUAUGGCAGCGUCUGAAGGCCAUGCAAGCAUAGUAGAAGUCUUACUUAAGCAUGGGGCUGACGUUAAUGCAAAGGACAUGCUAAAGAUGACUGCACUUCACUGGGCUACUGAACACAAUCAUCAAGAGGUGGUGGAACUCUUAAUAAAAUAUGGAGCAGAUGUCCAUGUUCAAAGUAAAUUUUGCAAAACUGCAUUAGACAUUGCAAUAGACAAUGGAAAUGAAGAUUUAGCAGAAAUAUUACAGAUUGCAAUGCAGAACCAAAUCAAUACAAAUCCAGAGAGUCCAGACACUGUGACAAUACAUGCAGCAACACCACAGUUUAUCAUUGGACCUGGAGGGGUGGUAAACCUAACAGAUGAAACAGGAGUAUCUGCCGUACAGUUUGGAAAUUCCUCCACUUCUGUAUUAGCUACAUUAGCAGCUUUAGCAGAAGCAUCAGCACCACUGUCCAACUCUUCAGAAACACCAGCAGUUGUGGCCACAGAAGAAGUUGUGACUGCCGAAUCAGUGGAUGGUGCAAUCCAGCAAGUCGUCAGUUCUGGAGGUCAACAAGUUAUUACUAUAGUUACCGAUGGCAUUCAGCUUGGUAACCUCCAUUCCAUUCCAACGAGCGGGAUAGGUCAGCCAAUCAUUGUGACCAUGCCAGAUGGGCAGCAAGUAUUAACAGUACCAGCAACGGACAUUGCUGAAGAAACUGUGAUCAGUGAAGAACCACCAGUCAAGAGGCAGUGCAUUGAGAUUGUUGAGAAUCGUGUGGAGUCUGCAGAAAUAGAAUGCCUUCAGCUUUUACAGGAGAGAGAAACUCUACAGAAACAGUUGGAUGAGGCAAAUCGAGAAGCACAAAAGUAUCGCCAGCAGCUUCUAAAAAAAGAACAAGAAGCAGAGGCCUACCGUCAGAAAUUAGAGGCAAUGACCCGCCUCCAGACUAAUAAAGAAGCUGUUUGAAUAUCAAAAUGGACACAUUGCAAAGUCUGUUACUUUUCAGUCAAGAAAACUGCAGUACAAUCUUGAACUGUACUCUGGAUAGGUACAGAAAUGAGAUUUACCUGAUAAAGAAGAUGCUACACAUUGAUAACUGGACUUAAGCCAUGAGCUCUGCUGAUUUGUAACAUAAAAACUGAAUUUAGAAAUUGUGAAAAGUAUUUAAAAUUAAAUACUGUAAAUAGUUGUUUUUUUUACAGUUCCAAAAUUAGUUGAUAAAUCUUUUUGAAGGGAUCCAGAAACACAAGAAGCCAAUGUUUUUGUGAAAUUUUUGAUUUUAGUAUGAAUCUAAUUUCUGAAAAACAGAACAGUUUUAAGGGUGAUAUUGCUGAUUUAGGGUGAAAACUUGAAAAUGAAUUAUGUGACAAAAUGAAUAGUUAUUUCUAUAAGGUAACAACAUAAACCUCUCUCUGAAUAAGACAUUUCCUGAUGGAAAUCUUUGUACAGCUUUAAGUAGUUGUCUCAGUUUAUCUGAAAACUCCUUUUUUUUAGAAAGUGAAAUUUUUAUAUUUAAUUUCAGAUAUAUCCGAGUAGAUUUACAUGUAUAUGAAGCUAAUAUUUUUUAAACUUUUCAGUUUGUACAUAUUCUGCAUGUUUUUAUAAUUUCUAUCCAUAUAUCCUGCAUAGGUAUUUUUCAGCAAACAGAAGAAAAAUAAUGAGAAAAAUGUUUAGCCCUAGGGGUCAUUUGAAGUAAGCAAGCUAGCAGCCAGUUUUAUUGUGAAUGAUAUAUUUCUUGAAAGAAUGUAUUUUGUGAAAAUAAAUCUUAAUUUACUCAAUACAGACCAUUUAACAUUCUGAUAGUGGAAGCAUUGACACUUCAUUUCUGUGAAUCUCAUAUCUUUCAUGAGCAAACUUUUAAAGUACAGAAAUAUGAAAAAAUGUUUCCACUAGACAACAAAUAGCAGCUUCUUUUUUUAAAUAUUCUUUUUUGUUUCCGUGGUAAACUUGCUAUUACCUCAGUGAUAUAUUUUACAGACAAACUUUUUCAUUUAACUUAUGCAAUCGGAUGGGAAAGUUUUGUGUUGUAGUGAUGCUUUUCUUACCUAGCAUCAUUGCUUUUCACUGUGAUAUUGUGUUUGUGUCUGCUGGUGCAGUGAUUUCUUCUAUUAUACUCAGCAUUUAUAUAUUGCUUUUUCACCUUCAAAACACUGUAAAAUUGUUGCAGAAUUUAUCCUCACUAUAUGCCUGAGGCAGGUAAGUAAGCAUUCUUGUCCCAAUUUUACAGCCAUCGUAAGUGGGACUCUCAGAGAGAUUUUAAGUGACUUGCCCAUGGCCACCUGAAUCAGUGGCAGACUCGAGAAUUGAACUUGGGGCUUCUGGCUCCUAGUUCAGUGUUUAGACUCUGCUGCCUUAAGACUGUUCAGUGCUGUUAUGACAUUAGCCUUUGAACUAAUGUGCAGAUCUCUUUUUCCUUUGUUGUAAAGUAUAACUUGUCUUUUAUUUUUGCUUUGCUUUUGUCUUUCCAUGUUUCACAGCUUUUAUUAAAUUGUUUAUUGAAACAUAAAAAGUCUAGUUUACCUAUACUGUAUUCAAAUGAAUUGCCCUUAAAACUGUACUCUGGACUACUUUUUCUAUUUUACAAUUAAAUAUCUUUUCCACAUA
Molecule: messenger RNA, 8086 nt
Organism: Alligator mississippiensis (American alligator)
Lineage: Eukaryota; Metazoa; Chordata; Crocodylia; Alligatoridae
Gene: GABPB1
Product: GA binding protein transcription factor subunit beta 1
Exons: 10
Coding region: 5108-6448 (446 amino acids)
Biological process (GO): positive regulation of transcription by RNA polymerase II
Cellular component (GO): nucleus
Molecular function (GO): transcription cis-regulatory region binding; protein binding
Source: RefSeq, a predicted model, not a curated record